ACGGAAAACUUGACUUUGUACUACGACCAUGCUCGUUCUACGUCGGCUCCGUCUGCCAACGUCAACGUUAACACGGUGCAAUGCGACGCUACAAAUGACGGAAUCGGCGUCAGUGACACCACCACCACCUUCCACAGUACAAACAAAAACGACAGUAGAACCAAAGGCAGCGACACCUGAAUCCAAGUCGUCUACCACCAGCCUUAUACGCGUACGACGAAAGCCUGCUGCUACCCGACUUGCCAUUUCAUCACCCCAAAAAGCAGCGAAGACACCAAAAUGGCGACGCGCCCUCCCGGCAGGCGUGUUGCCCGCGUAUGACGAGGCUAUCAAGCUCAUCCGACAAGACAGCUUCCGCCUCAAACGCGAGGCUGCUGAGGUUCGCAGGUCUAUCAAGCCAGGCGAUGAAGAUGAGGAGGAGAAGCGAAAGCUGCUGAGGAUCUUACAGGUGCAGAGCGAGAUCAACCUCCCAGAGGUUCGGUGGGCCGUUAAAAGUCGGUUAGUGGACAUGCGCAAUCCGGCUCAUAGGCACCUGAGGGAGCAGAACUGGAGAGGCGAGGGUAAGCUUGAUCUCCUGAUGGAACGUAUAUACCAAAUGAACGUGAUCCCGGACGUUCUUCCUUCACUGCGCCCGAGUAUCGAUGUCUCUAUCAAGGUCCGCCAGACGCAUCUUGCGGGCCCAACAUAUCGCAGUCGUGGUAUCGAGCCAGGCGUCUUCCUCAGUCCCAAACAGACGAUCGCGCCUCCGACGGUGUACGCGACUGCAUUCCACCUUGAUACUAGGCUAUACACCAUGAUGCUCGUGGAUCCAGACGUCCCGGACCCAGAGAACGAGACUUUCACCACAUUUUUGCAUUGGUUAUGCCCCAACGUCCCGCUUUCAGCAAUCACUUCCGGUCCGAUUAAAAACCUCAAUACACAUACCCAGUAUGUCCCUCCCCAUCCGCAACAGGGAACCCCAUACCACCGUUAUUCCCUGCUCCUCCUACCCCAACCCGCCCGCCCCGAUGCUCCGUACAACCUUGUCACAGAAGCAUGCUCCAUCACCUCUCGCUCUCGCGCCGGCAGAGUGACCAGCCGCUAUCUCCCCAUCCCUGUAGUUCCGCAGUCUGCUCGGACGGAGUUCAACGUCCGCGAAUUCUGUAAAAAGUGGAGCCUAGAUGGUAGACAAGGAGGUGGCGCACAUAUGUGGCGAGAAGUCUGGGACGAGAGCUCGGACGUUGUAUACAAGAACGUAUUGCGUGUGUAUUCAUUAUACUAUUUCUCUUUUCCUCCUGCCUUACCCUUUCUUCACCUUCAGAUGCCGACCCGCCUAAGUAUGGCCACCCUCAGCGACCGGACCGCUAUGGUCAUCUCAGGGGCGAGAAGAAAUACGUGGCGGUAUAGGUUAGGUAUCCACCUAAUGGGCGGCGCAAGCAGUAAUAACGGUAGCGAUGGUGAUAUUACACCCUGCAUCAUUUUAGUGACCCGAAUAAAGGCCCCUCACUUUGAAAUGUUGGUUCCUUCCGAGUCCCAGGCUUGAAAAUGCUGUCCUUUUCGUAUGUCUCCAAUACAUUUGUUAUCUCUCCGGGAACGGGUGGUAUGCGGCUGACAAACUCCUCACCGAAUAACAUUGAUGAGGGAGCAUCAUAGCGCUUGCGAAUAGAAAUGAUGCGAUGUCGACUUGAUGCUUAUUGCAUUCACCCGUUCAAUCUUUUGUUGCACAUGCUCUGUUUGUUCUCGCUCUACAUGGCCUGGCGGUUCCGUUCUGAUAAUAUUGGCUUCGGUACCAUUACCCCUCCUGAGUAAAAUUGCCUAU
This is a messenger RNA of Guyanagaster necrorhizus, 1798 nucleotides long. Its product is annotated as PEBP-like protein. Lineage: Eukaryota; Fungi; Basidiomycota; Agaricomycetes; Agaricales; Physalacriaceae. The coding region runs from base 29 to 1522 and encodes 497 amino acids. The record is from RefSeq and is a predicted model, not a curated record. The transcript has 3 exons.